CCAAAAUAAAUAAAAACAAAAAAAAAACAAUUUAUUGAAAAAAAUCAAUUUUAAGCAUUUAAUUCAUAAUUAUUAAGGAUAUCUUUUGGAAAUCGCUACCAGCAUGUCGUUCCUAAGAGGAAGCCUUAACUAUGUUUGGUGCACAACAUCAGUUUUAGGGAAAGGAGCAACAGGAGCCGUUUUCCAAGGAGUCAACAAGCACAAUGGAGAGCCAGUCGCUGUAAAAACAUUCAAUCAACUUUCACACAUGAGACCUUAUGAGGUACAAAUGAGAGAAUUUGAAGUUCUAAGAAAGGUGAAACAUGACAAUAUUGUAAAGCUUCUUGCAAUCGAGGAUGAUCAAGAGGGUCGUGGAAAAGUAAUUGUGAUGGAAUUGUGUACGGGAGGAAGUUUGUUCAAUAUUUUAGAUGACCCUGAAAAUACUUAUGGCCUUCCACAACAUGAAUUUUUUCUUGUGUUAGAGCAUUUAACUGCUGGAAUGAAGCAUCUUCGUGACAAUAAUUUAGUUCAUAGAGACUUGAAGCCUGGAAAUAUUAUGAAAUUUUUAUCAGAAGAAGGUUUAACAAUUUAUAAGCUUACAGAUUUCGGAGCUGCAAGAGAACUUGAAGAGAAUCAACAGUUUAUGUCACUUUAUGGAACUGAAGAGUACUUACAUCCAGAUAUGUAUGAGCGUGCUGUGUUAAGGAAAAGUGUAAAUAGAUCAUUCACAGCUAAUGUUGACUUGUGGUCAAUUGGUGUCACACUUUAUCAUGUGGCUACUGGGAAUCUACCGUUUAGACCAUUUGGAGGACGCAAGAAUAAGGAAGUUAUGCAUCAUAUCACCACAAAAAAACUUCCAGGUGUGAUAGCUGGCAUUCAACUGACAGAAAAUGGACCAAUAGAAUGGGCUCGUAAUUUACCUGAUCAUUGUCAAUUGUCGACUGGUUUAAAGCAAUUAGUUACGCCUCUUUUAGCUGGAUUGCUAGAAGAGAAUCAAAAAAGAAUGUGGAGUUUUGAUCGGUUCUUCAAUGAAGUCUUAAAUAUAUUAAAUAAGAAAACUGUUCAUAUAUUUUACAUUAAUCGAGCAUCAUCAAUAGAAAUUUUUAUGGAAAGUGAUGAUGCAAAUACACUAUUUCAUUUUAAGGAACACAUUAGUCUACAAACCGAAGUUAAUCCUGAUAGUCAAUUAUUGUUAUAUGGAGAAGAGCACUUAGAGGAUCUAGUAGCACCAAAUACAUCAAUUAAAGGCUAUCCAGAAACUGCAAUUUUUAAUCCAAUUAUGCUGUUUAGUAUUGAAAAUAACAAUGUUUGCCUUCAAAAUGAUCAAGAAUUACCAAAAUUUCCAUCAUUUCCAGUUGGCGUUAGUGUUGAAAAUGAUGCAAGUAUGGCUAAGUUGGCCUGCUCAGUUGGACAUGAAUGUAAAAGACGUAUUAUAAACUAUACAAAAAUGGAUACACUAAUUAAUAGUGGAAUUGAAAAAUUAAUUGGAUUAUUAAAAACUACAUUAAAUAAACUUUUACAAAAAUCUCGAUAUUUUGAAGACAUAAGAUCAACAAUCUAUGAAUUGGCUGACACUUUAGAGACAUUAGUAUCUGCUGACAUAUGUCAUGAUGAAGUUAAGCAAAUAUGUAUGGAAGUAAAGAGUUUAAAAGAAGACUUUUCUCGCAUUUUGGAGCCAAUUCAACAGUUGAAUAAUCGAUUUUGUGUUGAAGACAUCCUCACUCGAGAAUGGAAGACGAGUUCUCGUGAUAUUAAGAGUCCAUCGAAGCAUUAUUCAAAUGAAAAAUCAAAACAUUUAGUUGAACGAUUGAGGGACUCUUGGCAACAUUUAUUAAGAGAUAGAGCAACUCGAUCAUUAACUUACAAUGAUGAGCAGUUUCAUGCAUUAGAAAAGAUCAAAAUAGCAGAGACUGGCAAACGAAUCAAAGCUCUACUAAAUGACAUUGUCAAACCAGCAAUCAUAAUGGAAGCAGAGUGCCUAGCUGAUUGGUAUAAAAUGGCACAAACAAUUUAUUUGCAGGCUCAAAUUUUGGAGAAAGAUUUGUCAAGUUAUGAAGAAACUUUAUUUGAACUUCGUGAUAGGUUGAUAAGGAUGAAGGAAGAGAUGAAGCGGGAUAAUACAGAAAUGAAGAAAAAUAUUUCUUGUGGCUUCAAAGAGCCGUCAAUAUCAAUGUUGAAGAAAAGAAUUGAAAUUUCUAGCGAUGUUAAGAACAUGCUAGAGUUCCAAAAGGAAAUUCGCAGUAUACUGCAGGAAAAUGAAGAUCUCAUAAAAAUGUUGCAAAAUGUAGCUUUUGACGAUGGAAAUUCGAUAGAAAAUAGUCAUUUAUAGCUUCAACUGCGCAUUUUAGAACAAGUUUUGUUUCUGAUGAUUCGAAAAAGUGAUGAUUAAUGACAACAUUAAGUUCGAUAUACAUUUCAAAUAAUCAAAAUUAUAUUAAAUAUUAUAAAAUAAACA
Molecule: messenger RNA, 2434 nt
Organism: Chironomus riparius
Lineage: Eukaryota; Metazoa; Arthropoda; Insecta; Diptera; Chironomidae
Source: the annotation of a GenBank genome assembly